AUGGCCCGCUCCAACCUCCGAUAUGGUCUGAACAAGGGUCACCCUACGACUCCCAUCGAGAAGACUGCCCGCCCCAGCCACCGCAAGGGCAUUCAAUCUGCGCGAACGAAGUUUGUGCGCUCCAUUGUGCGGGAGGUUGUGGGAUUCUCGCCCUACGAGCGUCGGGUAAUGGAGCUGCUGAGGAACUCCAAGGAUAAGAAGGCGAGGAAGCUGACGAAAAAGCGGCUUGGCACACUCCUCCGCUCAAAGCGCAAAUUGGAGGAGCUCGGCAAUGUCAUCCAGGAGAGCAGGAGAGCAGGACACUAG
This is a messenger RNA of Sparassis crispa, 306 nucleotides long. Its product is annotated as 60S ribosomal protein L36-A. Gene Ontology annotation, biological process: cytoplasmic translation. Lineage: Eukaryota; Fungi; Basidiomycota; Agaricomycetes; Polyporales; Sparassidaceae. The record is from RefSeq and is a predicted model, not a curated record. The transcript is spliced from 4 exons. Gene Ontology annotation, molecular function: structural constituent of ribosome. Gene Ontology annotation, cellular component: cytosolic large ribosomal subunit; ribosome. Bases 1 to 306 code for a protein of 101 amino acids.